Molecule: messenger RNA, 1636 nt
Organism: Trichoplusia ni (cabbage looper)
Lineage: Eukaryota; Metazoa; Arthropoda; Insecta; Lepidoptera; Noctuidae
Product: decaprenyl-diphosphate synthase subunit 2-like
Exons: 2
Coding region: 335-1561 (408 amino acids)
Biological process (GO): ubiquinone biosynthetic process; isoprenoid biosynthetic process
Cellular component (GO): transferase complex; mitochondrion
Molecular function (GO): prenyltransferase activity
Source: RefSeq, a predicted model, not a curated record
ACUAAUUUGUAAUCAUUAAAAUGAAAUGAUUCAGAAAGCUAACGUUAGUUUGCGCUUUUCAACCUGAAUAAGUAGUUGUGCAGAAUUAUUCACAUAAAUAAAUUAAAAAUAUUACAAAUAUGUUGAAAUAAUAAAUUGUGCGAAGAAAAUUCAAAUAACUGCUUAAAUCUCUCAUACAUUUCAUUAAAAAAACAACCUUCAACAAAAUUUAAAAAAUAGGCAAAUUUCGAAACGCAUACGGCCUUCCACGACUAAAUUCCGAAUCACAGCAUAUCACAUUCAACCGUCAAACAGAACAGACGAUACCUGUGCCUAAAAAAAAAACAAAACUGUCAUGGCGGUCUCGUAUGCAGUUUCGCCGGUUUCGCGCGUACUUAGGCGCGCUUCGCCCUUUUUCUACCAAAAAAGGUUAGAAUCUACUGUCGCUAGUUUGACAAAAGAUGAAAUUUUAAUAUUAUUACGACCGCCAUUUACAAAUUGGAGUAAUAUUAUACGUGAUGCGGAGAAAGUCGUUGGAUAUCCAACAUCGUUUAUGAACUUACGGUGUCUUCUUAGUGAUGAAUUUGCAAAUAUGGCGUUGUAUCUACGAAAAUUGGUUGGCAGCAACCACCUCGUGAUGCAGACAGCAAAGAACGUCCUCUACGGUGACUCCAAGAACUUACAACCUUGGGGCCUCAUCAUCCUCUUACUCUCAAAAUCAGUCAAGACCCCAACCUACACUCCUCAAAUGAAGAAGAAUGAGGAGCAGACAAGAGUGCUAGCAGAACUUACAGAAAUGAUGAGAACUGGUCAUCUUAUACACAGAGGUAUCGUCAACGUACCAUUUGCAAAGCGAUCCAAGAAUACAGAAUCAGCUAUCUUUGGCAACAAAAUUGCUAUCCUUCUAGGCGACUACCUUUUGGUAACAGCUAAUGGUAUGCUAGCUAAUCUUCGAAACUCAGAUGUGUCUUACAUAAUUUCAACAGCUUUAAAAGACCUUUCGGAAGGUGAGUUUUUCGGGGAAAGAGACGAACAAAACAUGCCUCUUCCAGGAAAACCAAAAAUCAACGCCCAAGAUUACGAAAUAACUUUCGAUACAAACUCUAUCGCUGUGGACGACGUUUUGGGGAAACCUAGGAAGGAAUGGACGGCUAGGACGGUGUACAAUGGCGUAAGCUUACUCGGUAGGGGCUGCCAAUCAGCUAUGGUGUUAGACAAACAGAAUAGGGAAACUCAGAACAUAGCAUAUCAGUUCGGUUGUCACGUUGGUCUAGCAUGGCAAGCUGCCACAGAACUUCAGCAGCUAACAUCAGACAGUAAAGAACAAUUUUGCUUAGCAAGUGCCCCUGUACUUUUCGCUUUAGAUAACAACCCUAAUUUAUACAAAAUUAUAGCUCAAGCGAAAAACGACGUUAAGGACGUUGAUUAUGAAGAUUUGAAGUUUAAUAUCCUUAAAACUGAUGCUUGUGAUAAGACUAAGAAAUUGUAUGAGGAGCAUGCUAAAAAAGCAACGGAAUAUAUUGAGGGGAUUGCUCAGAAUGAAUCUGUGGAUAUGAUUAAAAAGUUGAUCAAUACUUUCUAAUUUUAUUCUGCGAUUUAAAAUCGACACUUUCUCAACUCAUGAUUAAGGACUCUGGUUGGGUCCGAAACUAGUCGG